Messenger RNA from Caenorhabditis angaria, 2427 nucleotides. NCBI's taxonomy places the organism in Eukaryota, Metazoa, Nematoda, Chromadorea, Rhabditida, Rhabditidae. The record is from the annotation of a GenBank genome assembly.
AUGCUUACCCGCCGCACAUUUUCCACCAGUUUUUGCCUGGCAAAAGGACCGCGAAACUAUGUGAAUCGAAAAACUGGAAGAGGAUGCGGAAAUGCGGUUUUGCCGAGAUUUGAGUGGAGAUAUGAUAAGGUUUUUGAAUUCGGGAUGGGAUUUGGAGCAUUUUGAGUAUAAUAUGAGCAAUGGUCGUGUAAUUUGGAGCAUUUUGAGACUAAAAAUGGGGAAAUUCUGAAUUUGCUCAUAUUUGGGGUCAAAAUGCAUCAAAUUUUAAGAAAUAUCGAUUUUUCAUGAGAUUUGGAGCAUUUUGAAUAUAAUAUGAGCAAUGGUCGUGAAAUUUGGAGCCUAAAUUUGAAGAAAACCUAAGAUUGCUCAUAUUUGAACUCAAAAUGCUCCAAAUUUCCUGAAAAAUCCAAAUUUUUCCAGGCAAUCGGAAAAAAUUUCCAAAAAUCGAUGGGAAUUCGAUUCGGAAUCGAUAUGGGACUGGAAGAUCGGAUACUUUUGACAUCGGUGGCGAAUAAGCAAAGAAGGCUGGAUGAUAAGAAAAUGGUGCAAUUGGGUGAGCUUUUUGGGGCCGAAAUUUGAAAAUUUCGUGAAAUUUGGAGCAUUUUGGGCCUAAAAAUGAGCAAUUUUGUGUUUCCUUCAAAUUUAGGCUCAAAUGCUCUAAUUUUCACAACGAUUGCUCAUAUUAUAUUCAAAAAGCUGAAAAUCUCAUGAAAAAACGAUGUUUCAUGUAAAAAUUUGAAAAAUUCAUGAAAUUUGGAGCAUUUUGAGCCUGGAUAUGAAAAAUUGAAGUUUUUUGACCCAAAACCACUUCCCCAUCGUAUUUGGGCUCAAAAUGCUCCAUUUUUCGCGCAAAAAUUCAUGCCACGUGUCAAAACUUACCCUAAGUCCAAUAUUAUUCCCAGGUAAAAUCAUGGAACAACACGUUUCGGAUGUGAUUUCCACCGACGAAACGCUGGCAAAUCUGAAAAUUCAAAUUUCAAAAGUCAAACUCGACCGCGCGUUUUCGAAUUUGGAAAUUUUCUGGAUGUGUUUUGAUGGCGGCGAACGAGAUGAGCAAACUAGAAACAUUUUGGAGUCGGCCAAGUUUUCGAUUCGGAAGAGGAUUCAGGAGGCGGUCGGAUUCACGUGUCCCGAGCUGAAAUUUGUUGGUAAGAGUUUUUUUUUCGAAAAAAAUCACUGAAAAUGAAUUUUUUACGCAAAAAUUUGACUCAGAAUCGGAUUUUCCAAGACUAGACUAUAGUUUAGACAUGAACGGCCAGAAAAUUCGAUUUUUGAACAAAAACUAUAGUCUAGUCUGUUUUUGAUUAACAGCAAAACUAGACUAUAGUUGCUUCUAGACCUUUUUUCAAGAUUUUGGAGCAAAAAUCACAAAAUUCAAUAGACUAGACUAUAGUUCACACAUGAACCACUUUUUUAAAUAGAAAAUUCGAUUUUUGAGUAAACUAUAGUCUAGUCUAUUUUUCAUUAACAGCAAAACUAGACUAUAGUUGCUUCCAGUCGAAAUUUUUAAGUUUUUCAGAAAAAAAAACGUGUUUCUAGGUUAACUAGACUAGACUAUAGUUUGAACACGAAAAUCUAUCUUUCAAAUGUGUUUUUUCAGGUUUAUACACCUUUUUUUCAAUAUUUUAGAGCAAAAAUCACAAAAUUUAAUAGACUAGACUAUAGUUUAGACAUGUUCGAUUGUUGAAACUUCUAUUUUUGAGUAAACUAUAGUCUAGUCAAUUUUUUAUUAACAGAAAAAAAACCACCAAUUUUUUAUUAACAGAAAAAACCACUAGACUAGACUAUAGUUUGAACACGGAAAUCUAUCUUCCAAAUGUGUUUUUCUAGGUUUCUAGACCUUUUUUCAAGAUUUUGGAGCAAAAAUUAAAAAAUAAAUAGACUAGACUAUAGUUUGUCUGAAAUUUUGUCUGAAAAAUCUGAAAUUUCGUAAUUUUUUUCGAAAAAAAACGGUUUUCUUAGAUUUUUACUGAAAAAAAUGUAUUGUUUUUUGAAUUUUGUACAACAAAUUUUUGAUUUUCAGUCAAAAAUAAAUUUUCAGCAAAAAAUUCAGAACAUUUUUUAAUUAGGAAUUCCAGCUGAAAUUGUAUUUUUGACUGAAAAUCGAAAUUUUGUUUUUAAUUAAAAAAACGCUAAAAAUUUGGAAAAAUCUUGAAAUUUUUCAAAUUUCCUCAUUUUUGCCACGUCAUAGCUCAAAAAUUGGCCAAAUUUCGUGAAAUUUCAGCCGACAAAACGCAUCUAAUGGAAGCCGAAAUGGACCGAAUUUUCGAAAAAGCCGAUUAUGGACAAGACUAUCGAAGUUUGAGCAAAACCGCCAGGAUUCUUGGAAACAUCGAGAAAAAAUCGGAAAAUUCAGAAAAAUCAGCUGAAAAAAUUCCGCCGUGGCUAGAAGCGAUCAGAAAUAAUAAGAAGAAAACUAUAGUCUAG